AUGGGUGAAUUCGAUAAAAAAACAUUGGCAUAUCUUUCACAUUCACCUAUACUUUACCAAAGACCAUUUACACCAACAACAACAGCAGCAGUAUUGAUAAAUGAAACGGCACACAAUAUCAACAAUUAUUUGUGGAAAUAUCCUGCAUUUAUUGGUGAAACAUCAGUUAAUCUGACCAAUAUUAAUAUGAUUAUAGGUGGUGGUGGUGUAGUCAAACCUGACUACUUUAGAAAUGGAUUCGACUUAAUUAAUAACAACGAUCACAAUAACAUCCACAACCACCUAACAGCAGAUGGUGCACAACAAAUAUAUUAUCAACUGAAACAUCAUUUAACAAUAUUGUUACCAUUAACAUUCAUCAUAUCCGAUGAAGCUGAAAAUGAAGGUAACAAAGACUCAGUUCAUUAUUUUUUCAAUCCUAUUCGAAGAGAUUUUCUCAUACAACAAUUUUAA
This is a messenger RNA of Adineta steineri, 453 nucleotides long. The record is from the annotation of a GenBank genome assembly. NCBI's taxonomy places the organism in Eukaryota, Metazoa, Rotifera, Eurotatoria, Adinetida, Adinetidae.